Messenger RNA from Etheostoma cragini (Arkansas darter), 4812 nucleotides. Its product is annotated as aggrecan core protein-like. The record is from RefSeq and is a predicted model, not a curated record. Gene Ontology annotation, biological process: cell adhesion. Bases 150 to 4805 code for a protein of 1551 amino acids. The transcript is spliced from 20 exons. NCBI's taxonomy places the organism in Eukaryota, Metazoa, Chordata, Actinopteri, Perciformes, Percidae. Gene Ontology annotation, molecular function: calcium ion binding; hyaluronic acid binding.
CUGCACACGGCCGAGCAUCCUGAGCUCUCUGCUGCUGCUGCUCACUGGGACUUUUAUCAAAACCUGGAGCUCAGCUGACCCCAAAAACACACCAGUGGACAAGAGUCUGGCUUUGGCAAGACUGAAGGUAUUUCUACAACAGGUGAAAUAUGAUGUGGUGGAUUGUGUUGCUGUGUGCGUGUCUACAUGUCACCUCAGCAUCAUCUGAUUACUCCAGGAUUUAUGGAGAUGACUCGUUUAUGGACCCGGAGGAUGUGCUGAGUGUGAGCAUUCCUCUGGAGGAGCCACAGCGUCCUCUACUAGGGGCAACGUUGCUACUACCGUGUUGCUUCAAGGACCACACUGUCCCAGACCCCGGUGCUCCCACCAUCGCUCCCCUUGCUCAUCGCAUCAAAUGGAGCCUCGUCACCAGAGAAAAAGUCACGACUAUCCUGGUGGCCUUGGAAGGACAGGUGCGUGUCAGCGAGAGCUACCUGGACAGAGUCCAUCUGGUGAACUACCCUAUGAAUUCUACGGAUGCUAGCAUCAAGAUAUCGGAGUUGCGGUCCAGUGACACGGGAGUCUACCGCUGUGAGGUCCAGCUCGGCAUCGAGGACAACCAUGACAUCGUCCAUGUGCAGGUUCAAGGUAUGGUGUUUCACUACAGGGCCAUCAUGGGACGCUACACUUUGACUUUUGAAAAGGCAAAAACAGCAUGCUCCCAGAACAGUGCAGUCAUGGCUUCACCUGAGCAGCUUCAAGCGGCCUACGAUGACGGAUUCCACCAGUGUGACGCUGGCUGGCUCUCUGACCAGACUGUCAGGUACCCGAUCCAUGAUCCUCGUGUGAACUGCUAUGGUGACAAAGAGGAGCUGCCUGGCGUCAGGACAUAUGGAUUGAGGGAUCUCAGUGAGACUUAUGAUGUCUACUGCUUCACUGAGAAAAUGACAGGCAGAGUUUUCUACACCGCUGCUGCAGAAAAGUUUACCUUUUCUGAGGCUGAGGUGGCAUGCACCAAUCAGGGAGCUCAGUUGGCCACUACUGGUCAGCUCUACCUGGCCUGGCAGGGUGGGAUGGAUGUCUGCAACGCCGGCUGGCUGGGAGACAGGAGCGUCCGCUACCCCAUCAACAUUCGUCGGCCGCAGUGUGGAGGGGGUCUGCUGGGGGUUCGAACUGUUUACCUCCACACAAACCAGACAGGAUACCCACUACUUGAGUCCCGUUACGACGCCUUCUGCUACACAGAGUCCCCUGAUGAGGAAGGGUCAGGCAUCAUAGAAGAGGGAAGUGGCAGGCUGAGUGUUACCACGGUGACGGAGAGCCCAGAGGUGCUCUACAGAAGGACGACCACAGAGAGCGAGGUGAUCGGAGUGGUGGAGACUCAGCAGCCUACCGUAGUGGACUUCACCUUCACAGAGAGCCCUACCGGGAUGCCGCUGCCUCAGCCGCCCAACGUCACUGAGUUCAUCCCGGACCUGAUAGAGGCGGCCAUCGCCCGGCCCGACACAGGCCGGGAGCCCAGCAAAGGCUUUGUGAUGCCUCCAACGGGUGUGGUCUUCCAUUAUCGCUCAGGCUCCAGCCGCUAUGCUUUCACCUUCGUUGAGGCCCAGCUGGCCUGCCAGAGUGUCGGCGCCUCCAUGGCCACGCCAGAGCAGCUGCAGGCAGCGUACGAGGCUGGAUAUCACCAGUGUGAUGCAGGAUGGUUACUGGACCAGACUGUAAGGUAUCCCAUUGUUUUCCCUCGACAUAAGUGUGCUGGAGAUCUGGGGGCUCAACCUGGAGUUCGGUCAUAUGGUUUGAGACCAGCAGACGAGAGAUAUGAUGUGUACUGCUACACUGAUCGGCUCAAAGGUGAGGUUUUCCAUGUGGGCUCCGCUGAGGGUUUCACAUAUGAUGAGGCUGCUUCUAGCUGUCAAGAGCACAACUCUAUACUGGCCUCCACCGGGGAGCUCUACACAGCCUGGAAAAUGGGUUUCGACAAGUGCCGUGCUGGCUGGCUAUUGGAUCGUAGCGUCCGCUAUCCCAUCAACAACCCCCGCGUUGAGUGUGGAGCUGGGAUCUCAGGAGUACACACUGUUUACGCUCACGCCAACCAGACAAGCUAUCCUGAAGUUGAUGCAAGAUUUGAUGCAUACUGUUUCAGAGCGGAUAUUCUACUUAUUGCAAAUGAAACUGGACUGAAUGUCACAGAUAUCCAGGAGGCCCUGCUUAACCUAACAUCAAUUACUGAUCUGCUGAGGCCUGCUGUUCCUUCCAUCGUCUCUCCCAUCCCUGUGGAUACCUUGGGUUCUGGCUCAGGCUCAGCAGAAUUUGGCUCAGGGUCUAGGGUUGACGGUGCCUCUGGAGGUUACUCUGGAGCUUUGUCUGGAUCUGGAGACCUGUCUGGUUCUGGAGACCAGGCAACCAGUGGAGAUCUGUCUGGAUCUGGAGACCUGUCUGGUUCUGGAGACCAGGCAACCAGUGGAGAUCUGUCUGGAUCUGGAGACCUGUCUGGUUCUGGAGACAGGGCAACCAGUGGAGAUCUGUCUGGAUCUGGAGAUCUGUCUGGAUCUGGAGACAGGUUAACCAGUGGAGAUCUGUCUGGAUCUGGAGACCAUGUAACCAGUGGAGAUCUGUCUGGAUCUCGAGACCUUUCUGACUCUUCAGACUUGUCUGGUUCUGGAGAAAGGGUAAUCUCUGGAGAUAUGUCUGGUUCUGGAGAUCAAUUCACCUCUGGAGACUUGUCUGGUUCUGGAGACAUGGCUGGUAGUGCCAGGGCUGAGCUACCCAGUGGAGUGUCAGGCUUCAGCAGUGCAGAUGCUUCUGGAUCAGCUCUCAGUGGAGAAGGGUCUGGCAUCACUGUUGUUUUUUUGGGCAUCAACAGCAUUGUCUCUGGAGAGGGCUCAGUUACAGGAGGACCCCAAGAAGCCGGAGAGGGAAGCACAGGGAUCUUUAUCUUCCCUUCAUCUGAAUCAGGCUCUGGAGUGAUCAGUGGAAGCGGGGACCUCUCAGAAUUUGGAUCUGGAUUUAGCUCUGCAGAGAGUGGCUCUUCCAGCUCUGCAAGUGGACAGUUCUCUGGCAUGUCAUCUGGUUUCACCACCGACCAGGAUUUUUCUGGAUUCAGUGGUUUUCCAUCAGUAUUCUCUUCUGGAAGUGCAAGUGGCCAGUCAGGAGAUCUUUCGGGAAGUGGAGACACUCAGAUUAUACUAAUAGAUACUGAACUGAUUGAUGCAUCCACCUCCAGUACCAACAAGGAGUAUGAGCUUAGUGGAGGCCUACUGUCAUUCAGUGGCUCUGGAGACAUUUCAGGAUCUGGUAUUGUCAGUGGCUCAGCCUCUGGAAGUGGCUCUGGGUUCUGGUCAGGUGUGACCUUUGUGGAAUCAGGGUUCACAGACAUGACAGUGUCAUCCUCUGGAGAGCAGGAGGCCUCUGGGGUUUUACUCCACAGCUCUGGACAGAAGAGUAGUGGACAUUUGUUUUCUGGAUUUGGAAGCUCAGGUUUCCUCUCUGGGUCUGAAUCGGGAAUGUCGGGUUCGAGAAUGUCUGAAUCAGGAAUGUCUGGAUCUGAGUCCUCCCUGAGUGGAGAAGAAGGCAGUGUUACAUUUUUUACUAGAGAUUUUUGGACAGAGGUACCUGGAAACGCUACGCGGUCUAUGGAGCUUGGACAGGGGUCGGUGCAGUACAGCGGAGAAGGAAGCAGUAGCAGCAGUGGCUUCCACUCUGGCAGCGGAGACAGCCACUUGUCCACAGCCAGUGGCCCUUUUUCGGGGGCUUCCUCUGGUGAUUUGUCACAGGUGGUGGUGCUGCCGUCUCCAUCCAGUGAGUGGGGACUGACAGAGAGCACCACGGGACCAGAGGAGGCCCUCAGUGGGGCUGAACUGUCACAGAUCCCUAGUGGCAUCUAUGGAACUCCCCACCCUGUGCUUGCCCCCGCAGGACUGGCUGCUAUUCCCACCACAACCACACCAGCAUCUGUGCAGGCACCAGGCGAUGAUAAAGAAACAGAUUCAUUGGAGGGUGGUUUGAACCCAUGUGAACCCAACCCCUGUGGAGCUGCUACAUGCACCGUAGAGGAUGGGGUUGCUAUCUGCCAUGAGGUAGAUGUGUGCCAUCCCAACCCUUGUGCCAAUGGAGCAACCUGUGUGGAGAGCGCAGACUCUUACAAAUGCUUAUGCCUGCCCAGCUACGGAGGGGAACGCUGUGAGAUCGAUGAGCAGCGGUGUGAAGAGGGUUGGACUAAGUUUCAGGGGAACUGCUACCUGCACUUCUAUGACAGAGAAGAGUGGCUGGACGCAGAGCAGCGCUGCCGGGACCUCAACGCCCACCUGGUCAGCAUCAUCACCCCAGAGGAGCAGGACUUUGUCAACUCAAACACACAGGACUACCAGUGGAUCGGGCUGAAUGACAAGACAAUCGAGAAUGACUUCCGCUGGACAGAUGGCACUCCACUGCAAUUUGAGAACUGGAGGCCGAACCAGCCAGAUAACUACUUCAACUCUGGAGAAGACUGUGUGGUGAUGAUCUGGCACGAGAACGGCCAGUGGAACGACGUGCCCUGCAACUACCACCUGCCGUUUACCUGCAAGAAAGGCCCGGCGUUCUGUGGCUCCCCGCCAGAGGUUGAGAAUGCCCACAUGUUUGGUAACAGAAGGGAGGAAUACCCUGUUAACGCCAUCAUCCGAUAUCAGUGCAACCCAGGCUUUAGACAGCGCCACCCUCCCGUGGUUCGCUGUAAAGCAGACGGACAGUGGGAGAAACCCCAAGUGGAAUGUACUGACGUGAAAGCCAGAAAAAGGAUACAGCGGAGGAGCAGCAGGAGUCUGGCAGCCAGCGGCAAGCUUCACUAAAGAAGGA